Lathyrus sativus (Indian pea) is the source of this 303-nucleotide messenger RNA. The record is from the annotation of a GenBank genome assembly. Lineage: Eukaryota; Viridiplantae; Streptophyta; Magnoliopsida; Fabales; Fabaceae.
AUGACAAAUUUUCUGAUUGAUUAUGCGAAGAAGAAUGUGGAGAAAUUGUUAGAUGGAGCGUUGAAAGAAUUACGUUAUAUAUGUUGUUUCACUUACAUUGCAAAUGAGUUUGAAGAAGAAAAAGCUUGGUUAAAAGCAAAAAGGAGAACAAUUGGGCAACGUGUUCAGCUUGCAAAAGGAAGAGGAGAAGAUGUUCAAGCUAAUGCUCUUUUUUGGGAAGAAGAAGUUGAUAAGAUCAUUGAAGAAGACUCCAAAACAAAACAAAAAUGCUUUUUUGGAUUAUGUCCAGAUUGUAUAUGGUGA